AUGGGAAUCACGAAGAUGCUCUACUCUAACCUUCUCCGUUUGUCAACUCCUCCAUCAACCCACAUUAUUUUUAUUGUUGAAGUCUCACCGCGGAUUCUCCCUUCGGAAGUACCUGUCGCUAUCAGGAGAAUGAAACCUGACACCGCCCCCAGACCUGAUUUUAUAUCACGGAUGAGCACGGAGAUCUUGGUCCGCCAUUUGGUUGGUAGUUUCCUUGACGAGUGCAAAUGCUGUCCAAAGGUUAAGACAUACUUGUUGGGCGAAUACGGAAUUCACUCCUCUUCUCGUCGUGAGAUGGAAAAUGUCACGAAGUGUUUUUACUUCAAUCUUUCCCGUUUUUCCCUAGUCGCGGACCAAAAGCGACCUUGUGCUUGCCCAGAGACGCAGGUGGAUUCAGGGCAUGGACUCCCUGUUUCUGCUGAGCCAGGACUGACUCAUGACAUCCUUGUAUCCCGCACGUCAGUCCGGCCAAAAGCCCGCAAUCAAGUGACUGGGAGGUGCAAGGGAAGCGGUUUGGAGUCGCCUCCAACAAAUAAGCUGCACAUGUCCACUCCGGGAGAACGGAAGUUCUCCCAAAAGCUCAUGGGACUAGAGGCUUGCAACCUGCCCAUAGCUGAAUCUACAAAAGACGAUGUUCAUGCGGAACGGAUGGAUCUCGGAUGCCCUGUUCACGCUCAACGAAAGCUGGAAUGGGACGAAAUGGGAGCGACGGUUGAUGCCGAAUCUCCAAGUGAGAUGGGUCUCGGAUGUCCCAUUCAAGUUCAAUGGAACGAACAUGUCCGAAUGCACCAGCUAUGUUUCUUCACCAGCCUCUUCAACACCACCGUACUUCUUGCUUUGACCUAUGCUUCGGAAACCUGGGCAUUUCGCAAGCGGAAAGAAAACGCGGUGAGCGUCAUUGAACGCGCAAUUGAGGGAGUGAUGCUAGGAGUAUCCCGUUUCACGCAAGUGAGGGACGGGAUUCGAAGUUCUCUCCUACGUCAGCGAUCGAAGUUUAGAGACGCCGCCGCGUUUGUCAAGGAAAGUAAAAUAAGGUGGGCCGGACACGUGAUGCGCUUUAAUGACAACCGUUGGACCAGAGCCGAGAGCGACUGGGUUCCCCGCGAUAUUAUGCGCACUACAGGAAGACCGCCGACCCAAUGGUCAAAUUUCUUCACGAAGUCUUUCAAAGAAAAGUAUGAUGCUCUUCGUGUCCUACACGAAAGGAGGAACCACUGGGCUACUUUGGCACGCGAUCGGGACAAAUGCAAGAAUUAG
This is a messenger RNA of Necator americanus (New World hookworm), 1257 nucleotides long. RefSeq lists its product as uncharacterized. Bases 1 to 1257 code for a protein of 418 amino acids. The transcript has 3 exons. The record is from RefSeq and is a predicted model, not a curated record. NCBI's taxonomy places the organism in Eukaryota, Metazoa, Nematoda, Chromadorea, Rhabditida, Ancylostomatidae.